AUGCUAUUUAGAAGAUUUUAUUCUGCAAUGUCCAAGCCGCAAGUUUUAAGAUUGGGACCCGUGAGGUACGCCCACCGCAAGUGGGAUGAGCUGGCCAAGUUGGCCGAAGUCGUUCAGACUACUGCUGAGAACCGGUCCGAAUUUAUCAAGGAGUUAGAUGCCGGCAAAUGGGACAAGGUAGUUGCCAUCACACGUACUUUUGACUCUGUUGAAGUUACGGGACGCUUUGACGAGGAAUUGGCUUCGCACUUUCCCCCCAGUGUCAAGGCUGUAUGCCACAACGGAGCCGGUUAUGAUCAGGUUGACAUUCCUCCUUUCCUCAAAAGAAAGAUCCAGGUCUCGAACGUUCCUUCUAUAGUCGACGAUGCUACUGCUGACACUCAUAUUUACUUACUGUUAUCGGCUUUGAGAAACUUCCAACACUCUCACCAUCUCCUUCUCCAGGGGAAAUGGGAGACAGAAACCGCCAAGUGUGGCGGGGCUCCAAUUGGAAAUGAUCCAAAGGGAAAGACACUUGGAAUUUUCGGAAUGGGCGGAAUUGGAAGAGCCGUGCGCGACCGUGCGGCGCCCUUUGGGUUCGGAAAGGUGAUCUACCAUAACAGGAAUAGACUUUCCCCAGAUCUGGAGAAGGACGCUGAAUACGUGAGCUUUGACGAAUUGCUCGCUCAAUCGGACAUCGUAUCUAUCAACAUCCCAUUAAACCCUGCUACUAGACAUUCCAUCAACAAGGAGUCUAUUAGCAAGAUGAAAGACGGCGUGGUAAUAAUUAACACUGCUAGAGGUGCUGUGAUCGAUGAGUCUGCUCUCAUUGAGGCGUUGAAGUCCGGCAAGGUCAAGUCUUGUGGAUUGGACGUCUUUGAGCACGAGCCCCACGUCCCCAAGGAGUUGCUGGAGUUGCCCAAUGUCGUGAGUCUGCCUCAUAUGGGAACUCAUACUCACGAAACUAUGCAAUCCAUGGAAGAGUGGGUAGUCACUAAUGUCGAGGACUUGCUCAGCAAGGGAAAAGUCACCAGUAUUGUACCCGAGUUGAAAAACGAAAGUUACUAG
This is a messenger RNA of Kuraishia capsulata CBS 1993, 1047 nucleotides long. RefSeq lists its product as uncharacterized. Bases 1 to 1047 code for a protein of 348 amino acids. Gene Ontology annotation, cellular component: cytosol. Gene Ontology annotation, molecular function: NAD binding; glyoxylate reductase (NADPH) activity; hydroxypyruvate reductase [NAD(P)H] activity. Lineage: Eukaryota; Fungi; Ascomycota; Pichiomycetes; Pichiales; Pichiaceae. The transcript has a single exon. The record is from RefSeq and is a predicted model, not a curated record.